Messenger RNA from Puma concolor (puma), 834 nucleotides. The record is from RefSeq and is a predicted model, not a curated record. NCBI's taxonomy places the organism in Eukaryota, Metazoa, Chordata, Mammalia, Carnivora, Felidae.
AUGGAAGAUAGCGGGCAGGAACAUUCAGAAGCCCUGACUCCUCGAGAAGCAGCUGGGGUCCCAGAAACCUGGGGUACUGAGGACGCGGCCGAGAGGCUGGCCAGAGGAGCCCUGAGGCCCAGGCGCCCGGGUCAGAGAGGGCCCGGGUAUCUCCGGGUCAAAGGCGCGGCUGGGGGGAUCCCGGCGCCGCAGGCGCCCCCUCCCCGGCGGCAGCAACAGCAGGAGGUGGGGGAGGUGAGGCUGCCGAACGUGUCCCGGGCGGUGGAGCUCCUCGAGAGGCUCCAGCGCAGCGGGGAGCUGCCCCCGCAGAAGCUGCAGGCCCUCCAGCGAGUCUUGCAGAGCCGCUUCUGUUCUGCCAUCCGGGAGGUGUAUGAGCAGCUCUAUGACACGCUGGACAUCACCGGCAGUGCUGAAAUCCGGGCCCACGCCACGGCCAAGGCCACGGUGGCUGCCUUCACAGCCAGUGAGGGCCAUGCACAUCCCAGGGUAGUGGAGCUGCCCAAGACAGAUGAGGGCCUGGGCUUCAACAUCAUGGGGGGCAAGGAGCAGAACUCCCCCAUCUAUAUCUCCCGUGUCAUCCCUGGAGGCGUGGCUGACCGCCAUGGAGGCCUCAAGCGCGGCGACCAGCUGCUGUCCGUGAAUGGCGUGAGUGUUGAGGGUGAGCAGCACGAGAAGGCAGUGGAGCUGCUGAAGGCAGCCCAGGGCUCGGUGAAGCUGGUGGUGCGUUACACGCCUCGCGUGCUGGAGGAGAUGGAGGCCCGCUUCGAGAAGAUGCGCUCUGCUCGCCGGCGCCAGCAGCACCAGAGCUACUCGUCCUUGGAGUCUCGAGGCUGA